GUCCCGGAAGCUGGUGCUUUUUCAUUUGCAGCGAGGGGCGCGAGGUGAGGUGCGCUCUGUGCUGUUUACCUGUGCGUAUCAGCGGAGGUCGGAGCGAGAGAAAAACAAACAAACAUGGAAACCGGGAUUUAGCUUCACAAAAGCUCGCUUCGGACCAGGACAAUAGAGAAACAUUGACGUGUCCAAUUGGACCCCCUCAUUCUACUGGACAGUUCAGCUYAAACUCCAGCGACUGAACGGAUCUGGAUCUCCCAAUCCCAGCCAUGGCGAACAAGGAACCUGUGAAUCCCUCUCAUGCCACGUUUGACCUCUUUGUCCAAGCCAAGACUUGUCAAGAAGUAAAGAAGCACUUCACAGAGCUCUGCAGAGAACUGCAACUUGAUCCUAAGGAUUACAGCAACUUCUACACCAAGCUGAAGGAAAGGCUGAACUACUGGAAGGCCAAAGCUGUGUGGACCAAGUUGGACAAAAGAGCCUCUCAAGAUGUUUAUGAGCAAGGAAAAGCCUGCGCCCAGAACAAGUGUCUGGUGUUGGGCGCGGGACCAUGUGGGCUGAGGACGGCCAUCGAACUGUCCCUGCUGGGAGCUCAGGUGGUGCUGCUGGAGAAGAGGGAGGAGUUCACCAGGAACAACGUUCUCCACCUGUGGCCCUUCACCAUCUGCGACCUCAAAGAGCUCGGAGCCAAAAGGUUCUAUGGCAAAUUCUGCGCUGGUUCUCUGGAUCACAUCAGCAUCCGUCAGCUGCAGCUGAUCCUGCUGAAAGUGUGUCUCCUCCUCGGGGUGGAGGUCCACACCGGAGUGGAGUACAAGGGCCUUAUUGAGCCCUCUGUUGAAAAAGGUUGGAUGGCCAAACUACAGCCUCCGUCUCAUCCUGCUGCAGCCUUCCAGUUUGAUGUUUUUAUCUCUGCAGGGGGAGGCAGGUUCGUCCCUGAGGGUUUUAAGCACAAGGAACUGAGAGGAAAACUGGCUAUUGGCAUCACAGCCAAUUUUAUCAACGGGAACACGGCUGCUGAGGCCCAAGUACCAGAGAUCAGCGGGGUGGCCCGGAUAUACAACCAGAAGUUCUUCCAAGACCUGCUCAAUGAUACGGCUAUUGAUUUAGAGAAUAUUGUGUACUACAAAGACGACACCCACUACUUUGUCAUGACAGCCAAGAGGAAGAGCUUGCUGAAGAGGGGGGUCAUUAAACGGGACUACAGCAAUGCUGAUCAGCUGCUGGCACCUGCAAAUGUAGAUCACGUGGCGUUGUGUCUUUAUGCUCACGAUGCGGCGUACUUCUCCACUGGAGGCAAGCUGCCGGACCUGCAGUUUGCUCUGAAUCCGGCCGGUCAACCUGACGUGGCCAUGUUCGACUUCACCUGCAUGCACCGCGCCGAGCACGCCUCSCUGGUCCGAGAGAGGAGGGGCAAGAAGCUCCUAAUAGCUCUUGUUGGAGACUGUCUGGUGGAGCCGUUUUGGCCUUUGGGAACAGGUAUCGCCCGAGGGUUCUUGGCUUCGUUUGACACGGCGUGGACGGUGAGGAGCUGGGGGAUGGGGGUCCAACACAUGACCGUCAUUGCUGAGAGAGAAAGCAUGUACCAGCUGCUCUCCCAGACCACACCCGAAAACACCAGCAAGAAGUACUCUCUGUAUAGCAUCGACCCGAAAACACGCUACCAGAGACUCAACCUGUCCGCCAUUCACACUCGCCAGGUGCAGCACCUAUAUGAUGAGAAAAGCCAUUCAUUAACCUUAAAGCUGAAGGAAAAUCGGGCUCACAUGCGUCAAGAUUCAAUGAGUGGUUUUAACGAGUUGCUGAAAUGGUGCCAGAACAACACCACAGGGUACGACAAUGUGAACAUCAAAGACUUCAGCCAGUCCUGGAAGUCCGGCCUCGCGCUGUGCGCUCUCAUCCACCACUUCAGACCUCAUCUGAUUGACUUUUCCUUGCUGGAUGAGGCGAACAGAGUUCACAACAACCAGCUGGUGUUCAGUGUGAUCCAUAAGGAGCUGGGAAUCCCUCCGGUCAUGUCUCCCAGUAGUCAGAUCGACAAGCUGUCCAUGGUUCUCUACCUCACCCAAAUCAAAGAUGCUGUCACUUUGCCACCAAAAGAACCUGCAGGCCCCCUGCCACCGACCACRUCUCUGAGUCUCUCUAGGACACAGUCAGCUGUCUUUUUCCUGAGCAAGCUGAAGCACCUCUCACUGCAAAGACAAAAGGAAAGACAGGCGACUCUGAAACGAGGUGCACAAGCUGAGAAAAUCAUGGAAGAUGAGAAACCUGAGUCAGUGCUACCUGCGUCUCCUGAAGUGCAUCCAGUUCCUCCCGGUGCGGCUGCCGCCGCCGCCGCCUCUCCCCCACCGGAACCAGAACCAGCCGAGACUCUGCUGACGACUGACAACGAGCAGUGCUACUUCUGUGGGAAAAUGGUGUACGCRGUGGAGCGCAUCAGUGCUGAGGGGAGGUUCUUCCAUCGGAGCUGCUUCACCUGCCACAGCUGUGGCAUCACGCUCAGAUUAGGAGGAUACGCCUUCGACAAGAACAGCGGGAGAUUUUACUGUGAGAUGCACUCUGAAGAUUUGUUGCUUACUAAUGGUGUUGAAGCAUCCUGUGAGGACGAAGAUGAAGAUGAAGAGAACGGACUUUCCAGUGAGAGCUACACGCUGUCUCCAUCAGAUGAGGAGUAUUUCCUSAAACCAGAUGGUGUCUCCUCUACUGUCACACAUUCAGAUGACCAAGAAGAACCGGAUCAGAGUAUUCAUCAGUCCAAAGGAGACUCCCAAGAACCACAGAACACGAGCACUUUUCCAGAUCCUGCAUCUAAAYCUGAGAUAUUGGAGCCCCCUCAAGAUGCUGUUCCCGUUCCAAAGCCACGCGUGUCCCGUCAGACGACCCCCACCUCCGAGCCCUCGCCUCCACAGGAGCCGUCUGACCCGGUUCAGGCAAAAAAGUUUGAGUUGAAGAGGAUGAAGACCCUKCAGAGGCGAGCCAAGAUGAGUGUAAUGGAUCGCUUCUGCAAAGCUCAGUCAAUCCAGCGUCGACUGGAGGAGAUUGAAGUCUCCUACAAGGACCUGGAGGAGAAAGGUGUGAWGCUGGAGAGAAGCCUGCGUAGACAACCCAACAACAGCGAUUCCUCUGAAACGAUUGAAGAAUGGAUCCAGCUGGUCCAUGAAAAGAACGCCUUGGUCUCGGAGGAGUCGGACCUCAUGGUGGAGUCCCGACAGCUGGAACUGGAGGACAAGCGCAGCACGUUGGAGCUGGAGUACAGGAAGUUAAUGGAGAUAAAAGAUAAGACACCAGAGCAGCAGGAAGAAGAAAACCGGAUCUUUGAUCAGAUUMUUGAGGUGGUGGAGAUGAUGGACUCUCUAGUGACAUUUUUGGAUGAGAAGCGGCAGAAAGAAAUGAGCGAAAAGGAAGAAGCUCUCUCCAUCAAAGAGGCCAAAAGACACUCCAAGGCAGGAUCUCAAGUUCAGUGGACUUAAGCGUUUUGGACACACACACACACAUACACACGGGCCGGAUGAACCUGCACAGACUGCAGGUGACGCUUUUUCUCUGUGUGAGAUUCAGACUUGGAACCUGAAGGGUUAAACUUUGCAAAGCCAAAGAUGAGACGACAUCAUGGUUGGAGGCAGCAGACUGCCAGCGAUUCCCUCAGAGGAAGAAAAACUCGAGGUUGCGUGGAUAUCCUGGUGUUCACAUGUCCCGGSAACAAACUUUAUUUGAAAGCUGAUGUUUACACGUCUGUUAAGCAAUCACCCGGAGACCUACCUGCUUUAGUUGUCAUAAACCUGAAGUCGAGAUAAAUCAGAGAUUAGAAACCUGCAGAAGGACCUUCAGAUAAACACAGGAGGGAUUCUGUUUCUGCAGACAUGUCGGUUUAUUGUUUAUAAAUAAUUUUAACUGUACAUUGGACAAAACUCUCAUCCCAGGAUAUCUAGUCUGUUUUAUAUGUUUGCAUACAUGAUAUACACAUGAGUGGGACCUACAGUAACAGGAUGAGGGAUUCAAAGUUUAUGAGAUUCUUUUUAUAUUCAGUUUGUUUUCAUCUAUUACUGUUGAUUUUUGUAGCAUUUUCAGCUUUUCGCCAUGUUCCGUCUUCACAGCAUGCUGGUUUGAUAAUCUCAGGGCUCGGCCGUUGAGUUGUGCAGGGUCACAUGUGGUUUGUUUGGGUGUAAACUGGAGAGGAAAAUCAUCCAGAAUGAGACCGGAUGGUUGGACUUUAAUGCCUUCAUUCAUCAUUUGCAAAUGAAAGAAAUCGAGACUGAAACGGAUCAGUUAAUAGAAGCCUUACGCCAUAUUUAUCAUCCUGCUGCCAUUUUGUGCCAUUUGAACCUCUUCACAGUAUAUCAAAUAAAAAUAUCACACUUUGA
Poecilia reticulata (guppy) is the source of this 4352-nucleotide messenger RNA. NCBI's taxonomy places the organism in Eukaryota, Metazoa, Chordata, Actinopteri, Cyprinodontiformes, Poeciliidae. The record is from RefSeq and is a predicted model, not a curated record.